Messenger RNA from Dreissena polymorpha, 2925 nucleotides. RefSeq lists its product as uncharacterized. NCBI's taxonomy places the organism in Eukaryota, Metazoa, Mollusca, Bivalvia, Myida, Dreissenidae. The record is from RefSeq and is a predicted model, not a curated record. Bases 17 to 2158 code for a protein of 713 amino acids. The transcript has 5 exons.
GUUCUCAAGCAGGGCUAUGAGACAAGAAUUUAUUGACAAGUUUAUAAGUUAUGUGAAAUGCCCAAAGUCAGUCGUUAGACACAUGUAUUUUAGCCUAACAGGGCAUGAAGAAAGUGCCAAUUCUUCCAGUGAAAAAGAAAUUAAUGAAAGGGUGUCGAAGAUCAUAGGCGCAGAUGACUCUCAGUUAUUGAUUGAUUUACGAGCAACUAAUGGCUCUGAUACAUAUUAUGAUGCCUUUUUUGAAGAAAUGGGAAAGUUUUUUGAAGAACAGGUUUUACAGGUCAGUGAAAGACGAAAAUGUGAUGAAAUGUAUUUGCCAUUGGCAAUUUCAAUAGACACUUUAAAGAAUGACAUUUGUAAAAGAGUGCCUGAUGGAACACCCAUUCCUAGCAAUGAAACGAUCCGACUGCAGUUUUGUCCCAGUAAUCCAUUUCAUAAGACUGCUUUAAGGUACACUGGUCAGUUCAAUGUUAAAUUCCGUGUGCAGACACGCCAGGCAAGAGUUUCACAUCCUGAUUCACACUAUGCUGCAAAAUACUUUCAGUAUAUGAAAGAAUUUUGUGUGAUGUUUAGAGACAGUGCUAUGUUCUUAUGCAUGGACGACAAGGCAAUAGUUCCAGUGGGAGAACCAGGAAUCCCUAUAUCGACUGGAGUAAGAGGGCAUAACAAGGUUCUAACACCUUCAGAGGGACCUGUAUUAGUUGCCACUGACCAUGAUUUUCAUCUUUGCGGUCUUGUUCCUUCAGUUGUUCUUGUCACAGAAAUUCCUAGGGACUCGAAAGACAGCUUCUUUUCAGGGGACAUGCAUGUGACAACAAAAGAAAAGGUAUUCAGCCCAUCUAGCCCAUUUAGACAUGCUGCUCAAGUUAUUGAACUCGUAAGAUUAAAUGAUGCCUACUCUGCAGAUGGAUUAAAUUUGAGAACCCCAAUCAUGUGCCUUUAUACUGAUGGAGGACCGGAUCAUAGAGUCACUUAUGAAACGGUUAAGUUGUCGCUCACUCUUAUCUUCAUGCAUUUAGAUUUGGACAUGCUAAUUGCACUCCGAACGGCACCAUCACAUAGUUGGACCAACCCAGCUGAACGUUGCAUGUCCAUUUUAAAUUUGGCCUUGCAGCAUGUUGCGCUAGACAGAAAUGAAAUGGAAGAGAAGUAUGAACAGAUGGUUAAAAACUUGUCUUCUCUAACUGCAGUAAGAAACCAAGCCAGACUAAAAGAUGGUCUGAAAGAGGCUUUCAAGAAAAGUAUGGAACCAGUGGUUCAUCUUGUGAACAAACGUUUCUCACAAAUGAGCUUGAAAGGAAACCCUGUUAAAACUUUGAAAGGGGUAUCAGAUGAAGAGAUCACAUCCAUCUUAGAUAUCACUGGUGUUGGCUUUGGAGUAGAUAGUCCAGUAGCCACAGCUGACACAAAAAGCGCUGAAUUGAAGAAAAGCAAGCAUCUGCAGGAUUUCUUUGAGAGGCAUGCAGAAUCCAGCCACUACUGCUUCCAGUUAAAGAAGUGUUCAUCCGAUGAAUGUGGCUACUGCUCCGUCAACCCAGUCCGAGAUCAGGAUGUUUUUGACCGCCUCAGGUUCCUCCCUGAACCAAAGCCUGACGAAAAUGGUGAACACUACCUACCAUUCAGUGAGUUGUUUGGGAAAGCCCUGACCCGUGACAAGUACAGACCCUCAACCAGACCAUGUGGAACCUAUGAUGAGGAAUUACAAAACCAUGAUAAAGAGAAUCGAGAAAUUUUGAGGAAUGAGAAGCUUCGAGAUGCUGUCCUUUGCGGAGAAUGUAGCAGGCCAAGAUGUGUCUUCAGUCCAAACAAGCUUGACCGACAACAGGAGGAAUUCUUGCGGAACAUUAAGGCAUGCCAUUUGUAUAUCUGUGGAGAUCAGUUGGAAGAUGCACCUGACCUGUAUGUUCGGAGAUGCGUGACCUGCAGCUCUGAGGUGGAAACAGCUUAUUUCUCAGCCAAGUGUCGGCAUUACCUACCACCAGUGUGCAUCCACUGUGGAUCUCCUGACUGUCUGUUAGAUGACAACGAUGCAUAUAUUGCAGAUUUGUAUACAAAAUAUUCCAUUGUCAGGCCAAUUUGUGUGUCUUGUCGACAUUCUGGAAAAGAGGCAAAAACAUGGGGCGCCAAGAAGUUAAAAAAAAAACAAAAAGUCAAAUGAACUCAUUCAAGCCUUCAAAAGUUCUUACUUUGAUUUGGUUUGUAAAUGAGACCAAAGCAAAAGUAUGUGUUUAUGAUGACCAUCAUCAUCAUGUUUAUAAAUGUUAACAUGUUGUGAUUGAAAAUGAAAAAUCAUGGAUUGGAAUAAAGAGCAAAUGCUUUAACUUUUAAAAAUAUUAGUGUUUCGUAUUUUCCAGUUUAAUUUCUAUUUCUACAGAUUUUAAUUGUUUUGUGUUAAGAUUAAAGUUGAUACUAGUCAUUUGUGAUUGCACUUUUCUUGGAAAAGUAUGUUUUAUUGUAAAUUGAUGUGUUUUUUAAAUAGUCACGCUAAAUAUUGUUCUACUACUAUUGUUAUAAAUAUAUAUUAUAGUACUAGUCAUUUAAUAAAUAUACUAGAACUGAUACUAGUCGUUUUAUGCCCCCGGUAGGGUGGCAUAUAGCAGUUGAACUGUCCGUCUGUCUGUCCGAAAACUUUAACAUUGGCCAUACUUUUUGCAAUAUUGACUUGAUAUUUGGCAUGCAUGUGUAUCUUAUGGAGCUGCACAUUUUGAGUGGUGAAAGGUCAAGUUCAUGUAAAAAAAUAAAUAUAUAUUUUCAAAGCGGCGCAGUAGGGGGCAUUGUGUUUCUGACAAACACAUCUCUUGUUUGGCACUCAAAUUAGACAAAUAUAUGUCACUGUGCUAUGUUAAAAUAAAGGGCUCCUACUAAUCACAUCUAUAAAUAGUUUUGAUUAAAAGGCAUGUGUUUUAUAUUAAAAUAAAAUAACUA